Messenger RNA from Lynx canadensis (Canada lynx), 2396 nucleotides. It is a transcript of the gene DHCR7, whose product is annotated as 7-dehydrocholesterol reductase. Gene Ontology annotation, molecular function: 7-dehydrocholesterol reductase activity. NCBI's taxonomy places the organism in Eukaryota, Metazoa, Chordata, Mammalia, Carnivora, Felidae. Gene Ontology annotation, biological process: cholesterol biosynthetic process; brassinosteroid biosynthetic process. The coding region runs from base 195 to 1622 and encodes 475 amino acids. The record is from RefSeq and is a predicted model, not a curated record. Gene Ontology annotation, cellular component: endoplasmic reticulum membrane. The transcript has 9 exons.
GUGGGCCCUGCCAGGCCGGGACUCCGGGACGCGGGCGGGUUCGGAGCCGGGCGCUCAGGACUUUGUUCAGUGGGUUGAGAAGGGUCAAGCAGGCCUUGUGAAUCAUAAGAGUCUAGAGAUUUUAGAGCGGCCCAUUCGAGAAGGAAGACUUCAAUUCUGUUGUGAAAUCCCUACACAAGAGGUUGGAGGGACCAAUGGCUGCAAAGUCCCAGCCCGACGCUCCCCAAACCAAGAGUCGGGACAGCUUUGCCAACGGUGGGGCUGCCACUCAGGGGCAGUGGGGCCGUGCCUGGGAGGUGGACUGGUUUUCGCUGGCCAGCGUCCUCUUUCUGCUGCUUUUGGCCCCUUUCAUCGUAUACUACUUCAUCAUGGCAUGUGACCAGUACGGCUGCUCCCUCACUGCCCCCGUGGUGGACCUCGCCACCGGGCGCGCUCAUCUCGCAGACAUCUGGGCCAAGACGCCGGCCGUGACGAAGGAAGCGGCCCAGCUCUACGCCUUGUGGGUCACGUUCCAGGUGCUUUUGUACUCGGCGCUGCCUGACUUCUGCCAUAAGUUUCUGCCCGGCUACGUGGGAGGCGUUCAAGAGGGCGCCGUGACCCCCGCAGGGGUUAUUAACAAGUAUGAAAUCAACGGCCUGCAGGCGUGGCUCAUCACGCACCUUCUCUGGUUUGCAAACUCGCACUUCCUGUCGCUGUUCUCCCCCACCGUCAUCUUCGACAACUGGAUACCGCUGCUGUGGUGCGCCAACAUCCUCGGCUACGCGGUUUCCACCUUCGCAAUGAUCAAGGGGUACUUCUUCCCCACCAAUGCCAAAGACUGCAAAUUCACGGGCAAUUUCUUUUACGACUACAUGAUGGGCAUUGAGUUUAACCCCCGAAUCGGGAAGUGGUUCGACUUCAAGCUGUUUUUCAACGGACGCCCUGGGAUCGUUGCCUGGACCCUCAUCAACCUGUCCUUUGCAGCCAAGCAGCGGGAGCUCUACGGCCAAGUGACCAACGCCAUGGUCCUGGUCAACGUCCUGCAGGCCAUCUACGUGCUGGACUUCUUCUGGAACGAAGCCUGGUACCUGAAAACCAUUGACAUCUGCCAUGACCACUUUGGGUGGUACUUGGGCUGGGGGGACUGCGUCUGGCUGCCGUACCUCUACACGCUGCAGGGCCUGUACCUGGUCUAUCACCCGGUGCAGCUGUCCACCCCCCACGCCGCGGGCGUCCUGCUGCUGGGGCUGCUAGGCUACUACAUCUUCCGGAUGGCCAACCAUCAAAAGGACCUGUUCCGCCGCACGGACGGCCGCUGCCUGAUCUGGGGCAGGAAGCCCAGGGUCAUCGAGUGCUCCUACACGUCGGCCGACGGACGCAGGCACCACAGCAAGCUCCUGGUGUCGGGCUUCUGGGGCGUGGCCCGCCACCUCAACUACACGGGCGACCUGAUGGGCAGCCUGGCGUACUGCCUGGCCUGCGGCGGGGGCCACCUGCUGCCCUACUUCUACAUCGUCUACAUGACCAUCCUGCUGACCCACCGCUGCCUCCGGGACGAGCACCGCUGUGCCAGCAAGUACGGCGGCGACUGGGCGCGUUACACCGCCGCCGUGCCUCACCGCCUGCUGCCCGGAAUCUUCUGAAGCCCCGCCCCGUGGGAGGGGCCCCGAGCCCGGCCUGCUGGGGCUGCCUCCCGCCUCCCCCCAGGAGCUUGCGACUCCUCGCCUGCGAAAUGGAAAGAGCCCUUCGCUUGGGGCGUCCCCUCCCCUUGUCCCUCGGCGAGCCCUGGGGGUUUCUAGGGCCUGCGCCCACCGGCGGAAGUGACCAGCGUUUCCCACGCGUGUUCCGCGGGCGGGUGGGGGCCCUCGCUCACCUCGGGCAGCCCGCGAUGACGACGUCUGUCCUCCGUGUCGUCAGCCCGAGCUCCUGUGCUUCCCGGACAUCUUCGGCUCCCUACCGCUUAGUCUCUCUGAAUCAGUCGGAGGCGCGCUGCACCAAGAAGGGGCUCCUGUUUCUAGUCUCGGUGAUUCCGUUUCAUUCCCCGGUCUCUCACGGCUCGGGGGGUGCAGUGGGGGGACAGCCAAGGCGCACGCCCAGAGCAUGCCGAGGUCCCGGCACCGGCCGUGGCUCCCCGUGUCCGGCCCUCUAAGCAUCCGGCCGCCAGCCUCGGCCUGCCGGCCCUCUGCAAGGGCUCUGCCUACGACUGCACACAUCGGCUCAGGCGACCCAGAGAACCUGUGUACCAUCCAGGGGGACUUCUCCAGCGAGAUCUGAAUCCCAGCCUUGAAGAGGGGGAUGUCUUCCAGGUGAAUUUUUUUACCCUGGGCACUUGCCCUUGACCCUAGGGUUUUCUUGAAAACUCUUUAAGCAUUACUGCCUUCGUUGACUUGGUAAUUCUUUAUAUUAAACUUGCCCUG